AUGACAGAUGAGUUUCUGUUUCAAGACAAUAAGAACCAUACUGUCUGUAUAAAUCCAACAAAAGGAACUUUAAACGAGAAACCUAUAAAUGAACUUCUUUUGAAAGCAGAUGUUGGCAACAAAGCUGACAAAGAAUAUGUAGACGAUGCAAUAGCAAAAGAAGAAGAAAGAGCUAACAAAGCUUAUGCAACAAAAGAACAUACUCAUCCUGAACUAGCAGACAAAACAUAUGUUGACAAUAAAAUGUCAAGUGAAGUGACAAGAGCUGAAAACGAAUAUUCUAAAAAGACUCAUACACAUACCAUUGCAAAUAUUACAAACUUACAAGAAACCUUAAACAUGAAAAGUGCCGUUGGACAUACACAUUCUAUAUCUGAAAUAACAGACUUAAACGUUAGCCUUGAAAAGAAAGCAGAUAAGGAAUGGGUGGCUAGUGUGUUAGUGAAGAAGGCGGAUAAGGAAUAUGUGGAUGAAAAAGAUAACGAAAUUAUAGAAAGGGCUGAAUGGUAUCAUGAAUGGACAUCGAAGAUUUUAAAAACUAAAGCCGAUACAGGAUGGGUUUCAGGAUGUUUAGACCUUAAAGCGGAUAAAACAUAUGUUAACGAUGAGUUAGACAACAAAGCAGACAAGAACCAUACACAUAAAUCCUUCACAACUGUUAGAGCAGACGACAUAAUAUUGAACUUUGACCUUGGUUCAAGUGCACCUUUAGAGAAUCCAAGUACAAGCGUAAAAGAUACACUAAACAAUUUAGAUAACAGUUGCAGGAACAUUGAAAGUCAUGCCAGAAACUUUGAAGCAUAUGAACUACCAGCAAUGUUAGAUAAGAAGGCUGACAAAACAGAGCUUCAAACAUUAAAGACUGAAAUACUUCAAACAUUAUAUCCUGCAGGCUCUAUUUAUACGUCAAUGAACUCUACCAGACCAGAAGUAGUACUUGGUUUUGGUGAAUGGAAGCAGAUUGUAGACAAAUUCUUAUACUGUGCUAGAUAUUCAAAGACGGCAGGAGGUUCGAAGAAAAUUAAAGAAGCAAACCUUCCACCGCACACUCAUACAGGAACGACAAACACAACAGGUAGUCAUUCACAUUCAAUAACAAAAAGAGGUUAUAGAAAUCUUGCAGCAGGUUCGGAUAGACAGGGAAUGGAUAGAUAUGAUAUUUCAAGUGACCCGGUAGAUUCAAACGCGGGGAUUUUCUGUGGAACCGCAGGAAAUCAUUCACACACUUUCACAACAAAUCCAACAGGCUUGGGUAAAGACUACAUGCCACCUUACAUGACAGUUUACGCAUGGUAUAGAAUUGCUUAG
Trichomonas vaginalis G3 is the source of this 1308-nucleotide messenger RNA. RefSeq names its product phage tail repeat-like family. Bases 1 to 1308 code for a protein of 435 amino acids. Lineage: Eukaryota; Parabasalia; Trichomonadida; Trichomonadidae. The record is from RefSeq and is a predicted model, not a curated record. The transcript has a single exon.